Molecule: messenger RNA, 1496 nt
Organism: Drosophila navojoa
Lineage: Eukaryota; Metazoa; Arthropoda; Insecta; Diptera; Drosophilidae
Gene: Tango2
Product: transport and golgi organization 2
Biological process (GO): protein secretion; Golgi organization
Cellular component (GO): Golgi apparatus
Source: RefSeq, a predicted model, not a curated record
CAAUCCAAUGCAUAUUUAUUAGCGAAAUUGCUCAGUAUAAAGCCGGAUAAAUUGUAUGUGGUGCCAUCGCUAAGUUUAUACGGGGCAAUUGCAAUCGGGGAGCGUGGCACGGAUAAGAUAAUUCCGACGCAUUUAUUAUUAAGAACAAAAGCUAGUCAAAUUUCGAGUGAGUGUCAAGCAUGUGUGUCAUAUUCUUCUAUGCCAAUUCGCAGCCCAAUGCCAAUGGCUAUAAACUCAUCUUGGCCUCCAAUCGCGACGAGUUCUUUGCCCGUGAUACACAAACGGCAGCCAAAUGGUCAAAUGGCGAUCACGUCUAUGGCGGCAUUGAUCUGGAACCAGGACGUGAGGGCGGCACUUGGCUGGCUAUUGGCGGCGGGAAGGGCGUCUUCAAAGUGGGGGCUCUGCUCAAUUUAACUGGCGAGCCAAAGCCUCGCAAUGCAGUCGCGCACAAAAACAUUUUGCAACCGCAUAAUAAUACCAAGAACAGCUGCCAAGAGCAUAAAGAACGCCACACAAAUAACGAACAUUUCUUAUUAGGACGCGGCAUGAUCGUAGCUGACUAUGUGCGUCAAACGGAUAUUGAACACAAUAUUGUAAAUUAUAAUCAAAGUCUGCUGGCGGACUGCACCAAGUAUAGUGCAUUUAAUUUUGUCUCCAUUGAGAUUGGCUCUGACGGACAGCCGGCUCAAAUCAAGCUGCUGAGCAACGUGCCGCCCACGCUGUUGCCCUUCGAGCAGGGGCAAUGCUAUGGAUUUGGCAACAGUUUGCCCGAGUGCCCAUUCGAAAAGGUGCAAUACGGCCGCAAGCAAUUCGAGCAGAUUGUAAAGGAAUUCGGCCAAUCGGAUGUGGAGACUCUGAGCGGCGAGCUGCUGCAGCUGCUUAAGAACAAACACAAAUUCUGGCCGGAUGCGGAACUGGAGAGACGUGCGCCCAGCUGGGGCGAAGGCCUGAGCGCGCUCAAUGUGCACAUCGCCGAGCACGGCUAUGGGAGCCGUACCCAUUCGCUCAUCCUGGUCGAUGCGAACAACAAGAUGCAUUUCAUUGAGGAGACCAUGCGUGGCCUCGAUCCCAGCGCCGAGUGGGAGCACACACAUAUUGAAAAACAAUUCGAAAGCUCUUAAGAAACGCGCAUCACUCUAAUUUUACUAAAAACAUUCGAACGGGCAGGCUGUAUACUUAUAGACAAAAUAGAAAACACCAAAUAGUAACCUCAUAUGGAACUACAUUACCUUACAAAAUAGCGAAGAAAUCGUUGACGCCUUAAUCUGUCUGACUCCCAAAUAAAAUCAACUCAUUCAUGUUUGAAAUAAACACGAAUUUGCACUACAAAUUUGUCUGAAUAUAUCAAAUGAAAGACUGUAUCCAAUAUUAGAUAAAUACUAGUUCCCUAAGGCUCAUAACUAUAAUUUACAACUAGUAAAUCUAAACGUGCUCAUUUGUGUAUGUUUAUACAAUAUAACUAUAAAAAAAAAAAAAAAACACAUGCAAAUAACUAA